This is a messenger RNA of Opisthorchis viverrini, 237 nucleotides long. RefSeq lists its product as hypothetical. The transcript has a single exon. NCBI's taxonomy places the organism in Eukaryota, Metazoa, Platyhelminthes, Trematoda, Opisthorchiida, Opisthorchiidae. The coding region runs from base 1 to 237 and encodes 78 amino acids. The record is from RefSeq and is a predicted model, not a curated record.
AUGAACAAUUCGGAGAACACGUUCUCAUUGGAUAUUGGACCGUUUUUCACGCACAUUAAGCUUUCUCACCAAACUGUACGAAACGAGCACAACGGUUUUGUUGCCAACACAAGAGCAGCCCUUUGUCAAUGUUAUCGUUACGCAGACGAGAAUCUGAAACACAAACCUGACCAGUUUCGCGAUAACUUCAAACCGUUAGCCGAUGAACUCAGACUAGCAACUGAGAAUAAAGACUGA